Messenger RNA from Microcebus murinus (gray mouse lemur), 3137 nucleotides. Lineage: Eukaryota; Metazoa; Chordata; Mammalia; Primates; Cheirogaleidae. The record is from RefSeq and is a predicted model, not a curated record.
GGGAUAAAAGGGCACUAGGGGCGCGUCCGUACGGAAUGUCUCUGUCGGGGAGGAGCGGGCGGGUUAGAAAGCUCGACCUGGGCAGUACAGUUGUGGGACAAAGCUGUAUGGAGGCUGCGCCAGGAAACCUAAGUGAGAGUGUGGAAGUGUGUGGUCUCUAAAUGGACGUGUAGGAGGUGCUCAGGUGUGUCACAUUCCGGGAAGCUGGGCGGGAGCGUGAGUGGACGAGACCACAGCAGAUGAACCCUGUAGUGUUGUGGAAUUUAAAUUCAGAGACUGGAAAAAACCAGGCAGGAAGCAAGUAGCAGUCUGACGUGCAGGCUUCAAGACGAGUUGGUCACCUUGGUCUGAGGCAGAGAAGCCACCACUGUCUCCUUUGUGGACUUCUGGAACCGAAGCAGAAAUUUGGUUUUUCCCCCAACCCCUUCCAUGACAUCUGAAAUGCAACAUUGAAAAAGUGCAGCCCCCUGACCUUGAAUGGCUCAACAAGGAGGAAGAGACACAAAGGAGAACAGUUAGCAUUAUGACAGAGGUGUGCACAGAACAGUGGGGACACAGGGGGCAACGAUUGGGAACUGGGCAUCAUUUCACAGAGGAAAUGCUAAAACGGGAUCUUGAAGGAAGAGUAGGAAUUCACCUGGGAGACGGUGGAAGGACACUCCACAUGUGCUAAAGCUGGUGACUGACCCUAAGUGGACAGAGCGGGUGUCACAUCACUCCAGGGAAUGGCAGGCACUGAGGAGCUACACCCAGUUGAAGAUGAUUUAUUUAAAGAACCAAUAAAAAAACGAAGACGAUCAGAUCGAGACCAGCGGUUCCGAGCAUUUCCCUCAGUGGAGCAAUGUGCUCUUAAGGAAUAUGAGAAAUUAGAGUCCCGGACCAGAAGGGUUUUGAGCAACACUUACCAGAAACUUAUUCAGUCUGUCUUCCUGGACGACAGCAUUCGUAAUGGAGUCAAGUAUCUUAUAAAUAGGCUUCUUGCCUUGAUUGAAAAGCCGUCAUUGGACCCAGUCUACAUUGGGUUAUUUGGAAGCACUGGAGCUGGGAAGAGCUCCCUAAUCAAUGCCAUCAUCCAGCAAGCCAUGUUCCUACCAGUGUCUGGAGAAAGUAUAUGCACUUCAUGCAUCGUACAAGUGAGCUCCAGCUGCUGUGAGCAAUACGAGGCCAAAAUCCACCUUCUUUCCGACCAGGAGUGGAAGGAGGAACUGAAGAACUUGACUAGACUCCUGCACGGGACAGAGGAGCCGGGCGGAGAGGAGGCGGCUGCAUGGGACAGGGACGACGCAGUGGAGGAAGCCAUCUGGAAGCUACAAAUGGUUUAUGGAAAUGGCGCGGAAAGUAAGAGCUACGAGCAGUUGCUAAGGGUGAAGCCCAAGGGAAAGAUUCCCACCUCCAGAAUCAUCACCCUCAAGGCAGAAGAGGCAGGAGAGCUGUCUGACAAGCUGGACGCCUACAUCCGGACUCAGAGGAGAGGCUGGGAUGGAGAGUCAGCCGAGGCUCGUAUCUGGCCCUUGAUCAAACAUGUGGAAGUGACUCUUCCCAAAUCUGAGCUGAUCCCAGAAGGGGUCGUGCUGGUGGACAUCCCAGGCACAGGCGACUUCAAUAGCAAAAGGGACGAGAUGUGGAAAAAGACCAUUGACAAGUGCUCAGUGAUCUGGGUGAUCAGCGACAUAGAGCGAGUGUCUGGGGGCAAAGCCCAUGAAGACCUUCUAAAUGAGAGCAUCAAAGCCUGCCAGCGGGGUUUCUGCAGGGAUGUGGCCCUGGUGGUCACCAAGACUGACAAACUCCACUUGCCAGAAUACCUAAGGGAAAGAAAGGUGGGAAAACAAGCUAUUCAAAGUCAGCGAGAGGCUGUUUUGGAAAGAAAUGAAAUGAUAAAACUACAAAGGAACAGAAUUCUCAAGGAAAAACUGAAGAGAAAACUGCCAGGUGACUUCAAGGUCCUGGAAGCCUCAGACCUAGUGUACACAGUCAGCGCCCAGGAGUACUGGCAGCAGGCGCUCCUCACGGAGGAGGAAACUGAAAUCCCCAGGUUAAGAGAAUACAUCAGGAAAAGGCUCCUGGACGAGAAGAAGAGGAUGAUGACCAAGUACGUGACGGAAGCCUUUGGCCUGUUGCUCCUCACAGACAGCUUCAACUCGGCGCAGAACCUUGCGAGUGAGCACUUGCACAUGAGUGGGCUGCGGAGGUUUGUGGAAGAGAAGGUCGAGCUGCUGGAGAAGGCCAUCACACAGUGCUUCGCCCACAUGGAGCGGCCUCUGCAAGAGGGGGUCCGGACCGCCAGGGCUUCCUACCGACGCAUCCUUGGGGCAUGCCUGGUGAGGAGUAAAGGAAACCAAGGUUUUCACCAGACUCUGAAAGCUGUUUGCCUGAAAAAUGGCAUCUAUGCCUCCAGGACUCUGGCAAGAAUCGAUCUGAAUGAAGCCAUCACUCAGCCCAUCUAUGACCAGAUCGACCCUGUGUUUGGAGGCAUUUUUAGAACUGGGAGGCCCACUGAUUCAGCUCUGAUGCCUCACAUAGAUGCUUUUAAGCACUCCCUGCAGGAGAAAAUGACAGAAAUUGGGAUAAAAAAUGGCUGGAAAUAUGAUAGUUAUAAAAAGCAUUUCCUGAUCCAGGAGAUAAGCACCAUCUUGGGAAGCCUGGAGGGCCACAUCCUCAGGAAGAAGAGGAGGAUCUAUGAGUCCCUCGCCACCUCUGUCCAGAACGACCUGAAGCCCUGUUACGAAGAAGCAGCUCAGAUCACUGGCAAAAAAGCAUGUGAGAGAAUGAAAGAUGUCAUCCGAAGAGGGGUGGACCAGCAGGUGGCCGAGGGCAUGUUCGAAAGGGCUCAAGAAAGGAUGCAGCACCAGUUUCAGCAGCUGAAGACUGGGAUCACGGAGAGGGUGAUGGGCAGUAUCGCCACCAUGCUGACACUUGCUUCGUCCCAGGGGGAUGGUCUCUACAAGGAGCUCGCAGACGUCAAGAGCGAGUACAAGGAGAUGGAAAAGCUGCACAGAAGCCUGAGGGAGGUUGCGGAGAAUGCGCUGCUGAGGAGAGGCAUGCAGGAGUUCCUCCUGCGGAUGUCCCCCGGCAAGGUUUGUCAACUCCAACGUGGGAGAUUUGAAUGGAUCCUAAUUCCAUGACUUCAACCUCUCCAC